Messenger RNA from Cyphellophora europaea CBS 101466, 2076 nucleotides. RefSeq lists its product as uncharacterized. Gene Ontology annotation, cellular component: nucleus. Lineage: Eukaryota; Fungi; Ascomycota; Eurotiomycetes; Chaetothyriales; Cyphellophoraceae. Bases 1 to 2076 code for a protein of 691 amino acids. Gene Ontology annotation, biological process: proteasome-mediated ubiquitin-dependent protein catabolic process. Gene Ontology annotation, molecular function: protein binding; protein-macromolecule adaptor activity. The transcript has a single exon. The record is from RefSeq and is a predicted model, not a curated record.
AUGGCUAGGCCAAACACUCCCAGAACCCCCGAGCGGGCGAUGCUUAGGGCAGACGUGGACGCUGAUGCACUGCCAUUCGCGAUUGCUAGAGAUGAUGCAAUUAGCCCUAGUCCGAGACGAAGCCAGCGAUCUAGCAAGCCACCAACUGUCACCCCUCGUCGCUUCAAGCGUUUCUUCGCACCCCGAGUUAAAUUUCCCCAAGAUAUCACUGCUGAUGCUCGUCCGCCGCUCAAGGAAGUACGAGAGUCUGAGCUGAAUACUCGACGAAACAACCCCGACGAACGUCCGGCCAAGAGAAGACGCAUAUCAUUCAUUGCAUCCCCGCUGUCAUCUUCGCUGCCUUCAUCGCCAGUCCAGCGAGUUGGCUUUCUCUCGAGCAGCCAGGACAACAUGUCUGAUGAUGACGGCGCCUACGAUGGCGAAGACAUUACGAUGAGCGACAGCGACGAUUCGAGUUCGGAAUCGGACAUCGAGGAGCAAGCCCCUUACGGCAGGUGCAAACCAUACAGACAGAAGAGUCUUUCCGCGAGGCUGCUGUCCAUGAGAAUAGAUGGCCUUCCGCAUAGACAAUCUCCCGUGGUCGGCAAUGAUCUGUGGCAGCACGAAACUGCGAACUUCUACACCUCACCCUCUGAUUCCAACCUCGACAAAGGCGAGACUCUGCCCUACUCGCGCGUUCGAUCCAUACCUGCGAUACCUUUCUGCACUACCAGUUGCAACACGAACUCGUUGAUCGUUGUUGGCGACGAAGAUGGCUAUGUACGUUUCAUAGAUUCUGCCAACGACCAACAACAGAAAUUCAACAAGACGUUUCUGACCAUCAAGCCCCACGACAAUGCGAUCAUGGACAUGGAAUUUUCUUAUGAUGACAAGUACCUGGUCACUGCUUCCGGAGAUCAAACCUGCCAGAUUACCGAUGUUCAGAGACAGAAGUCCAUCGUGUCGCUGAGCGGUCACUCUUGCUCGGUCAAGAAAGCCCAGUUUCAUCCUGGCAAUCCUAAUCUCCUCGUCUCCUGCGCCCGAGACGGUGAUAUCAACAUCUGGGAUCUUCGCGAGAAUCCUUGUGCACUUCCCCCUCGUGUCGCUCGGAAUCAGAUCACGGAUGGCAUAACAGCUCGCGCCCCUGUGCGUACAAUCUGGGAUGCACACCGUCCUGGCAAAGUCAAGGCGAAGACUCGUUUCAGCACCGACCGCAAUGACAUCUGCAUCACUUCCAUGUCUUUCCUUGACGAGACCAGACCCUAUCUCUUCGCAACAGCUUCUGACAGCAAUACAAUCGUCAAGCUGUGGGACAUCCGCUCGAAGCAUACGCGGUAUAACAGCACGGUCCCUAUCUCUCAAACCGAAGAACCCACGUCACAUAUUAGCCACCGCCGCUUCGGUACCACUUCUAUGGCUCUGAGCAGCGAUGGGUCCAAGCUCUACACACUCUGCCGGGAUCACACCGUCUACGCUUACUCGACAUCACACCUCAUCCUAGGCUCGGCGUCUGAAAUGCAAGCUGGGGCCACCAAAUGGAAGGGCGAGAAGUUCGGCGCCAAAUCCGGCCUUGGACCUCUUUACGGCUUCCGCGAUCCUUCAAUGGCCAUCGCGACUUUCUACUGUAAGCUCGCAGUGCGAAAAGCCACCGAGACCCAGCCAGAGCUCCUCGCUGUAGGUAGCAGCGAUGAAUGCGCCGUCCUCUAUCCGACCGACUCUCGCUACCACACCAAGGCCUCCCGCACUCUUCCCACUGUCUCAGCUGACCUCGCCAACCAGCGGUUGGGCCGCUUGCGUCUCACACGCACAGACCACCAGUCAGCGACUCUGUCGCUCAAGAAACGGGCAUCAGAGGAUGAUAUUCCCAUCUACUACAUCGGCUCGCCGCUCGCCAAGGGUCACACCAGCGAGGUCACGGGCGUGACAUGGUCGAAUGAAGGCAAUCUGGUCACGAUCAGCGACGACCACCGGACACGGUGCUGGAGAGAAGACGAAGCGCGCGCGAGGUAUUACCGCUCGGAGUAUGAGGGCGAGGCCGACAGAGCAGGUGCGGGGUGGGCCUUCUUGCGCGACGAGGACUGGGAUGACGAGGUCUGA